Lates calcarifer (barramundi perch) is the source of this 2409-nucleotide messenger RNA. Its product is annotated as E3 ubiquitin-protein ligase TRIM39. The coding region runs from base 167 to 1777 and encodes 536 amino acids. Gene Ontology annotation, molecular function: zinc ion binding; protein binding. The transcript has 7 exons. The record is from RefSeq and is a predicted model, not a curated record. NCBI's taxonomy places the organism in Eukaryota, Metazoa, Chordata, Actinopteri, Centropomidae.
AUGUGACUGGAGCUGCCCCAGCUUCCCAGGACUCGUCUAUAUCCAUUCUCUUGUAAGACAUGAGUAUUGAGUUUGCAGUGCCUUAAUUACUGCAUAUGGUCUUGAACGUGAAAGACAGCUCAGGUUUCUGGAAGGUACAGAACUACAGAGUGUUAGAGAUCCCAUAAUGUCAUCACUCAGUAUCCUUGCCUCAUUGCCAGAGGAUCAUUUCCAGUGUUCGAUCUGUCUGAAUGUCUUCAGCGACCCAGUCACCACACCAUGUGGUCACAACUUCUGUAAAACCUGCCUUAGCAAGCACUGGGACAACAGUGAGUUAUGCCACUGCCCAAGUUGUAAUAAACGAUUCUACAGCAGGCCUGAGAUCUCCACAAAUACGGUCAUCGAGGAGAUUUCGGUCCAAAUAAAGAGGAGAAAAGUGGAGACACCUGAAAUCAUUGAUGGACCCUGGCAAGUGAAGUGUGACGUGUGCACAGAAGGAAAAUUCAAGGCCCAGAAGUCAUGCCUGGUGUGUCUGACGUCGUACUGCGCAGCCCACCUGGAGCCUCACCAAAGAGUUCCCUCCCUGAUGAGACACAAGCUGAUCGACCCGGUGGAGAACCUGGAGGAGAGGAUAUGUGAUAAGCAUGAAAGGAUCCUCGAGCUUUUCUGUCGGGAUGAGCAGGUGUGCAUCUGUCUGCUGUGCAGUGAGACAGACCACAAAGACCAUGAGACAGUGCCUGUGGAAGAAGAAGGGGCUCAGCAGAAGGAAAAUAUUGAGUCCAAGAAAGCAAAGAUCAAAAUGAUGAUUGAGGAAAGAAUGGAAAAGAUACAUGAAUUUACAGUUUCCUCUGAAAUGACCAGAGAGAAGGCACAGAGAGAGAUUGAUGACAGUGAUAGGCUCUUCAAUACUCUGAUGAAUGAAGUACAAGAGAUGCAAACUAAACUAAGACUGAACAUAGAGACAAAGCUGAGAAAAUCACAAGAAAAAGAUGAAACAAGGAUUCGAGAGCUGCAGGAGGAAAUCGCAGAACUGCAAAGGACGCAUUCGGAGCUGGAUGAUCUUUCGCAGAAUGACGACCACCUUCAACUUCUGCAGACUUUGCAGGCCCUGAGCACCAUAUCUGACACCAAGGACUGGUCAAAGAUCAGGGUUUACUCAGACCUGUGCAUGCAGUCAGUAAGGAGAGCCAUGUCUUAUCUUGUCCACACUUUUCAAACAGAACUGAAAACUCUGACGAACACAGAGCUGACCAGAAUGAAGCAGUAUAAAGAGUCAGUCACGUUCGACCAAGCCACUGCUGGUAGCUACCUUGUGGUGACUGAAUCUGGGAAACGAUUGAAGUACUCCAAAUAUGCAAGCCCCUCAUCGUCUGAUGACUUAAACUUAGACAGGUUUGAUUGUCCCAUGGUUUUAGGGACGAAGGGCUUCACCUCUGGGCGGCACUACUGGGAAGUCCAAGUGGGCUUUAGAAACGACUGGGAUGUUGGUGUUGCCAAGGAAACAGUUAGCAGAGCAGGGACAAAGACUGUGAAAAGAGAAAAUGGAUUCUUUGCGAUAGAAAAGAGUGGUUUUGGUUAUCAAGUUCAUUCUACACCCUACACAGUCCUGAACCUGUGUCCCAGGCCAAGAAAUGUAGGAGUUUAUGUGGACUAUGAGGAAGGAAGAGUCUCUUUUUAUGAAGUGAAUCAGAAGCUGCACAUUUACUCUUUCAUAGGAGAGUCUUUUACAGAGAAACUGUACCCAUAUUUCUAUCUGUACAGUGGAGCAAAGAAAUCAGAGCCCUUAGUAUUGCAGUAACAGUAGAAACAGUAGAAAAUUCUUCUAAGGUCAAAACUCACUUAGGACUAAAAGAUAUGAUGUGUCUUAUGUGCAUAAAGAAAAUAGAUUUGAAAUGUAAAAAUAAUUUGGGACGCAUUUCUGCACAAGUGAAACACCAGCCUAUAUGGACAACUUCAUUGAUUGAAAUACCUGUAUCUGUUCUGUCAGACUGUGUGUGCAACAAACAACUGAAAAAUAUGGCUGAAAUGCAUCCUGAUUAGACACGGUGUAAUGCUGUUUAACUGCUUAGCUUGUUCAUAAUGAUUUUUCCUUCAAGUUCACUUACAUCCAGGACACCAGGUGUCUUGGUUUUGGAAGGGCUUAAAAGAAAGAGGUCGCCAUUUUUCAAAUUCUUCAUGUGUUGAGCACUGCUACAACCCCAUAUGCACCACUUCAACAAUUUGAGAAGUCUGAAGCUUGACAGGCCUAUUGUGCUUGGUUAGGUUGCUUAGGUUCAGGAAGGUUUAGUGUCAGUUUACACUUGAAUUAAAAUCAAUGCACUUGUCAGGUGAAGGUAUAAUCAGGUAGUGUACAUAAUAAAUUACUUUGCAUCCUGUCAAAUGUUUCAAAGAACAUCUUUCCUCACUAGAAUAAAAGCUGAAUAAAGGUAA